GAACGAGCAGCUCUGUAUCAAAAUCGUGCAGCUGCCAAGGAAAACCUACGACAGUAUGAAUCCGCCAUUGUGGAUUGCACAUCUGCUCUGGAAUUGUCACCGAAAUACUUGAAAGCUCUUAAUCGUCGCGCACACAUUUAUGAGAAGCUGGAGAUGUGGGAGGAUUGUCUUCCGGAUGUCGUAGCGUGUUGUAUCUUCGAGGAGUUCAAAAACGCUGAUAAUAUCAUACGUAUGGACCAGGCGCUGAAAAAGGUCGGACAGAAAAAAGCUCACGAAGAAUGGGACAAACUUCCUCACUCCCUACCUUCCAAUGCCUUUAUUCGAAAUUAUAUGAGCUAUGCAGAAAAACAGCAAUAA
This is a messenger RNA of Echinostoma caproni, 357 nucleotides long. The record is from the annotation of a GenBank genome assembly. Lineage: Eukaryota; Metazoa; Platyhelminthes; Trematoda; Plagiorchiida; Echinostomatidae.